Messenger RNA from Zingiber officinale, 1208 nucleotides. RefSeq names its product UBP1-associated protein 2C-like. Gene Ontology annotation, molecular function: RNA binding. Lineage: Eukaryota; Viridiplantae; Streptophyta; Magnoliopsida; Zingiberales; Zingiberaceae. The record is from RefSeq and is a predicted model, not a curated record. Bases 92 to 1090 code for a protein of 332 amino acids. The transcript has 2 exons.
CGCUCGCUCUCCCGCUCACUCGACUGUCGCUCUCUUUUGGGGGUUUAGGAUUAGGGUUCCGGCGUUUCCCCCAAAUUCAUUCGGGGGAGCCAUGGCCGAUGAGGAUUACUUCACCUCCAUCCCCGAGGUAUAUCUCAGCCCCGCCGACGUUCGCCUGAUCAUCGACUCCUUCCCCAUCAACCAGCUCCGUGGCCUCAUCGCCACUGCCUUCUGCCGCGGCGACCAAGACAUCGUCUCUAAUGUCCGCGCCAUCGCCGACCGCGACCUGACGAUGCGGACGAUCUACAUUACCAGCCUAUCGACGGAGACCGCCACCGACGACCUCUUCUACCUGUUCUCCCCCUACGGCGAGGUCGAGCACGCACAUGUCGACUUCGACGGCGACACUGGUAAUACAAUGUGCACCGGAUUCGUCACCUUCCAACACGCCGACGGCGCCGUUCUCGCCCUCAAGGAGCCUUCCAAGAAGAUCCAUGGACGGAUGACUUUCGCUCGUCGUUUCUUCGAUGGCAGAGGCCUCACCUCCUCUUGCUCGAUCCGCAUGGUGUUUGUGGGUAAUGUUCCCCCCGACAUGCGAUGGGAUCGUCUCCUCGCCCAUUUCUCCUCUUUUGGUGAGAUCGAAGAGGGCCCCUUAGGGAUGGAUCCGCAGACGGGAAAGUUCAUGGGGUUCGCCAUCUUUAUCUUCAAGAACGUGGAUGGGGCGCGGAACUCGCUCUUGGAACCUAUCAAGAACAUCGAUGGCCAUGUUCUGCGGUGCACUUCAGUCUAUAGUAGCGGCUGGAAACCAGGUGCUCCCUUGGGUGGCGUCCCUCAACCGGACCACCGCCUUGCCGGUCGUAUUGGAUCACCUGCUGCUGCCGGACCGACCCACCUUCCCAACCUGAGCUUUUCAUUUCCACAGCCGCUUGGUGGUGUUGUAGCUUACGAACAAGGUAUUGGUCCUGGCUUAGAUGGGCUCGUAGGUUAUCCAUUGAUCUCUCAUCUCAGAGGGGCUCCUUACACUGUGAUGUAUUACCCUCCAGCCGAUUCCAAUCCUGGACAGAGGGUUCCUGGUGGAGAGACGGAUCAGAACAUGCCAUCAAACACCUAAGGAACUUUCAACUGUUGAGAGAUUGUUGCUGUGGCAUCAACAACACUGCUUCAAUUCUGAAGUAAUCCCUAUGCUCUUUGUUCGUUUGUUCUCCGUGUGUAUUUUCUAACUACAGUAA